Cyphellophora europaea CBS 101466 is the source of this 1497-nucleotide messenger RNA. RefSeq lists its product as uncharacterized. Gene Ontology annotation, biological process: transmembrane transport. Gene Ontology annotation, molecular function: transmembrane transporter activity. Gene Ontology annotation, cellular component: membrane. The record is from RefSeq and is a predicted model, not a curated record. The transcript has 6 exons. Lineage: Eukaryota; Fungi; Ascomycota; Eurotiomycetes; Chaetothyriales; Cyphellophoraceae. Bases 1 to 1497 code for a protein of 498 amino acids.
AUGACCGCUCUCAACGACAAGGUCGACAUGUCCACCGCAAAACAUCCUUCGGUGGACGAAGGCGAAGCACCAUCCGUCAGCAGCGGUAGCGGCCAGAACGUGACGUUCGACAGAGCCCUCGAGAAGAAACUCGUCCGCAAGCUAGACUUCGUUCUACUGCCCUGGCUCGCGUUUAUGUACUUGUUGAACUCAGUCGGCAGAUCGAAUUUGGGCAAUGCGAAAACGGACGGCAUGGACACAGACUUGGGCUUCACCGGCAAUCAAUACUCGAUACUGAUUCUCAUCUUCUACAUACCCUUCGGCUUGAUGGAUCUUCCGUUGGCAUUGCUCACCCGCCGUUUCACUGCCAAAAAGGUGCUACCUGUGCUCAUGGUUGGAUGGGGUGCCAUGGUGCUACUCCAGUGUGCGGCCACGUCAUUUGGUGGGAUGGUGCCGCUUAGGCUCAUUCUGGCAUCGUUCCAGGCCGGUUUCUUCUGUUCGGUGGUCUUCUACCUUACACUCUUCUAUCGACGCAAUGAACUUGGCUUCAGAAUCGCCAUCUUCUUUGGUUCAGCAUUGCUUGCUGCCGCGUUCAGUGGACUUAUUUCAUAUGGCGUCUUCCAAAUCCACAACCCGACCGUACAAGGCUGGAAGUGGCUCUUCAUCAUUGAGGGCGCAAUAACCGUUGUUGCCGGGGUCAUCUCAUACUUCUGGCUGCCUGCAAACGCGGAGACCGCCUGGUUCCUGGAUGCCGAAGAACGCGCUCUUGCUCGUGCUCGCACACUCAAGGACGGCAGCCAUGAGAUCUCGCCCGAAUUCAGCCUGAAGAGAGCCUUCGCGCCGUUCAAGGAACCUAAAAUGAUCCUCUGGAUGAUCAUCGCCUUCAACUACCCUGUUGCGUUCGCCACAGUAAGCAACUUUCUACCUCAGAUUGUCCAGCGCCUCGGAUACAGUGUCAUCAAGACAAACUUGUGGACUGUUGCCCCCAACUGUGUUGGGUUCGUUGUCUUGCUUUGCACGGCCUAUUCGUCGGACUACUUCCGCGAGCGAGCGUUCCAUCUCGUGUUUGCGCUAUCGCUCUCAUUGAUAGGCUUGAUCAUCCUCGCAGCCGUCGACCCUCUCACGCAGGGUCGGGUUGCGUAUAUGGCCUGCUUCUUCGUGGCUGGUGGUGCUUACAUUCCAUCUGUCUUGGUCCACAGCUGGCAUAACAACAAUGAUGUGUCUGAGGACAGCAAGUCUGCAAAGACCGGAUUCCUCGUUGGAUUAGGAAAUUUGGCGGGUAUCAUCUCGGCGAGCACGUUCCGCGUAGAGUACGCGCCGAAUUAUCUGCCGACACUCAUUGCCACAGCUUGUUGCAAUAUUUGCGCUAUUAGCGGGAUCCUAGCCAUGAAGUACAUUAUGGUCAAAGAGAACCGACGCCGCGAUAAGGCGCAAGGACGAAGGCUCCGGACCGAAGAUGUAGAUACCAGUACCCUGAAGGAUGGUGAAAAGGACCCGAAUUGGAGAUACUUCACCUAA